AUGAAAACAGAACGCGGGAGAAAGAAACAGAAGUCCAAUGUUCAGCCAAUUCUACCACAAGAAACAACACGUUCAGAUUUGCCACUUGUAGAGUAUUACGCCAUACAUAUACAUGAUAGAUGCAAAAUAGAAUUGUUAUUGCAAAUCUUGCCAUCUAUGUCGGCAAAAAUGAGUCAUUUAAAGCGCGUUGAAAAUGGACGGAUUCUUAUUCAACCUACGGAAGUAAUGUUAUCUCAGGAAUUGGUGGAGAAACUGCAGACUGUAAUCUCAAAUGUUUGUAUCAUAAAAGUAAAUGUUCCAUUGCGUAAACCAAUCACCAGACAACAAUUUUUAUGGACUAAGCAGUACUGGCCUACAGCUUUUCAUUGUAACAAACAGAAUGAAGCACUGUUAGAUGGGACAUUUUUUUCAAUUCAGGAGCAGCUAAAAAUUGAUCAUUUUUAUUGGGAAUCAAAAAAGGUUGGUAAUGGUCGUUCAGGUUGUAUUUUUGUUGAUCCAAAUGGUAACGUAGUUGCAAAAAGUGGUGCUCGAAAUACUCCACUCGGACAUGCAGUAAUGACUGCAAUUUCGGAUCUUUGUAACUAUCAUCGUAUUGAGAACAGCAACGUUUCGCAGUAUCUUGGUACAGGAUACGACGUUUACUUGACGGAUGAGCCAUGUGCAAUGUGUGCCAUGGCUUUGGUGCACUUUCGUGUUCGCCGCGUGUUUUAUGGGAAACGUACGUUAUCUGGUGGUGUUUAUGAAUCCUCUUGGAGAAUUCAGGAAGAAAAAUCAUUAAACCAUCACUAUACAGUUUUCCGUAUCGAUAAACUUUCCUGA
Thelazia callipaeda (thelaziosis nematode) is the source of this 819-nucleotide messenger RNA. NCBI's taxonomy places the organism in Eukaryota, Metazoa, Nematoda, Chromadorea, Rhabditida, Thelaziidae. The record is from the annotation of a GenBank genome assembly.